AUGUUUUCCGAAUACGCUUCCAGAUUCCUCGCCCAGUCCCAGUCUCGCAUCUCCAACUUUGGCCAACCCGACCACGACAACGCCAACGCCAACAACUACAACACAUCCGACUGGCCUUCAUCACUGCCCGGACGAUAUCGUGAUACCGCCGCCGGCCGCGGUGCCCCAGGCACACGAUCCUUUCUCUCCCGCGGCUACGGUGGCAAUCCGUACCAGCAAAACGGCACCGGCUCCCGCUUCGGCAACCUCGCCUUUGCCUCACGCAUCUCAGCCGCCCAGGACGCACCGCUCUUCCAUGGCACGCUUGAGGAAUUCCGCGAGGAUGACGACGAGGAGGAGCGCGAUCGCGAGGCCGCCGACCUUUUUGCUCUGCAGCGCUCGCGCCGAGUGGCCGCUGCCAGCAAACUCGCCGAGAGCACAGAGUCUGACUACAACAGCAGGGGUUCUCUCAACGAGAGCGCCGAGCAGGACGCUGACGAUGACGAUCCGUACCGUGGCCGUGCCGUGGGCGGCCGCGGAAGAGGCAUCAAGAGCAGCUGGAACGGUACGAGGAGCGGCUUUCACCGCAAUGCAGCACACGACACACUUCACGAGGAGGCUGAAGAGGUCUCUUCGGUGACUGCCGGUGCAACGACGUCUAAGAAUGGUGGCAACAAGGCAGCCAUGGUGGAUGUAGGCCUGGACUCUCAGGGAGAAGAGGACGAUGAACCGCCCGAGUCACUCAUCGGCGAGACUCACAUCGACUCGAGUCCGCCACCUUUUCAGCGUUUCAAGCAGCAGUCUGCCGAACAAACGCCCUUUUUACGACAGUCAUCCCCAGAUCGCUCAGAACUCAGUAGCCUACAGAGAGAAGACCCCGCUCAAGGGGAGCCCAUGGAAGGCGGCCCCAUGUACUUUGAGGGCGAGAUAUUUCGACACGAUCCCUUUUUUGCCUGGAUAUUUCUCAUUAGCUUUGCCGCUAUGCUUUCGACAUUUGUGCUGGUGUGGCUGCACACGUCACCGCGAAAAGGACCUGUGGGCGAUACCAUCUAUACAGCCCUCCAGCGAUCGUUCCACAUGCUCGCCGUGGACACGGUCGUUGCUAUUUUCGUAUCAUUCAUCUGGCUGGCGGCCCUAAGGUCAUUUGCUCGACCGCUAGUUAGCGCAAUCCUCGUGGCUGUGCCAGUCAUUCUGUUUUCGUUUUCAUUAUACGCCUUCAUAUCAUCCUUCAAAGGCAGAACGCACGGUUCAAGCGUGCAGGAUACCGUGAUGCGCUGGGCCGCCCUCAUUCCAGGCGCCGCGUGCAUUCUCUGGCUGUGGAUAGUUGGCAAGAGCCGCAAGGCAAUUCAGCAAGCCAUUGAGAUUCUGCAGUUUUCCUCGCGCAUCCUCGCGCAGAAUCCGGCGCUCCUCAUCAUGGGCUUUGCCUGUCUCGCGCUCAUCGUCGUCUGGACAUGGGCCUGGCUCGUCAUGUUUACGCGCGUCUUUAUGGGCGGCUACUUUUCCAAAUCGCUCUUCCGCUUUGUCAUUGAGCUCUCGAGCUGGUGGCUCGGCGCCGCCUUUGUUCUCAUGUACAUGUGGACCAUGUCCGUUAUGAACGGCGUGCACCGCGCCACCACGGCUGCCACCGUCUCGCAAUGGUACUUUCACCGCAACGCCGGCCCGGCCGCGCCGUCCAAGGACAUUGUGCUGGCGGCGCUCGGCCACGCCGGGACGACCAUUUUUGGCAGCAUUUGCCAGUCUACCCUCCUGUCGCUGCUUGUGCGCGCGCCGCUGCUGUUUCUGCCGCGCCGUCUCGGCGCGGCCAUUAGCAACAUUGCCUCAUUUUGGAUCCCGACCCCGGUGGUGGCACUCACCAACCCGCUGACGGUCACCUAUGCCGCGAUUCACUCGCAGAGCCUUGCGACGUCGGCGCGGGGUCUGGACCAAAUGGAAUUCGUGACACCGGCCAUGCCCACCACGACACUAACCCCGCGCGCGCUGCGGAUGCGCGGCCAGCAAAACGGGCUCCUGCCUUAUCGCCUCGCCAAGCUGCUGCUCGUGGCGACGCGGCUGCUGAUGGCGACGGCGCUGGGGUUUGCGGGCUGGGUGGUUACGGCCAAGCAGCUGCGGCUGACGCUGCCGGACGGCAUGGGGGUGCGCGGCUCUGCCUACGCGUACGUCGUCGGCCUCAUGGCCAGUUUUAUCGGCUACUCGGUCAUGGGCGCCAUGGAGGGCGUGCUCAGCGGCAUCGUCGACGCGGUGCUCAUUUGCUACGGCAGCGAGCGCCGCAUGGAAAUGGGUCACGGCCGCUUCUGCCUCGAGGCGGCAUACCUGUUUGGCGAGAGGCGUCCGGGCGGCCCUGGCGACGACCGGGUGUAA
This is a messenger RNA of Beauveria bassiana ARSEF 2860, 2337 nucleotides long. RefSeq names its product ctl transporter. The record is from RefSeq and is a predicted model, not a curated record. The transcript has 2 exons. NCBI's taxonomy places the organism in Eukaryota, Fungi, Ascomycota, Sordariomycetes, Hypocreales, Cordycipitaceae. Gene Ontology annotation, biological process: transmembrane transport. Gene Ontology annotation, molecular function: transmembrane transporter activity. The coding region runs from base 1 to 2337 and encodes 778 amino acids. Gene Ontology annotation, cellular component: plasma membrane.